GACCACUGAGUGAAUAAUAUAUUCCGCAUUAUUAAUAUAUUAUGAUAGUCUUUCUUAAAGUCUUAAAUUAUUUUCAACACAUUUAACUUCUGAGUCUGUGAGCCUACAAAAUGUUUUAUGGGCUAUUUGCCCCAGAUCUGCUGAACGUGUGGUUUCAUGAUGUACGUUCAUCUUCAUAGUUCUGACUGCACAAGCAUUAAAUUGUUGCGGUCUCUAAUGUGUUACUUCCUAAUUCAACUAUUGUGUGAGACUCGUCUCUUCUCUCACUCUCGCUGUAAUGGAGUUGUUCAUCUUCAUAGUUUUUCAGCUUCUUAUGGAGGUUCAGACUUACAAAUCUCCUGCUGUAAAAGUAUCUCCAGAAGUCCUAACAGAGUCCAGCUCAGUGACGAUAAGAUGUGAGACGCCAGAAGGUCCACCAGUGUAUCAGUGUUUCUACAUAACAGAAGAGAAGGGUAUAAAACAGAAUUGGAAGUGUGAACUGGAGCUCACUGGUGAUGAAGUGCUCAGAUGGGCAGAUGUAAAAUCACCAGCAUCAGUCGACAUUUACUGCUUCUACACAAUAAAAGAGAACGGGAUUAUUAAACCAUCACCUCAUUCUCCUGCGGCCACAGUGACGGUUCGAGUUUCAACAACAGCCUCCACUGAACAUACAAGUACAACAGCCUCCACUGCACAUACGACUACAACAGUCUCCACUGAACAUACAAGUACAACAGCCUCCACUGCACAUAUGACUACAACAGCCUCCACUGAACAUACAAGUACAACAGCCAUGACAACCUCAUUAACUGUAAGGUCCACUUCUGACACUGCAAAAUACAGUAAAGCUGUUGAUCUCAAGACAAACCUGCCAACAAACACAACAAAUAAAACCAUGUACACAUGGCUUAUAGUGCUCGUUUCCACUUGUGUCGGUGUCUUUUUGACUGGAUUCGUCUGUCUAUGUUGGUUUGCAAGUAAAAAACGAAGAAAACACAAAAAAAUAAGAUUAAUAAAUUCAGAUGAGCCCAGUCAAGGAAUUGGUAUGGUCCAAAGUUGUUCUGGACCUGCAGAGACAUAUUCUCUAAUCACUUCUGUACCAGCCAGAUCUCAGCCAAUCUCUGUAGACCUCGAACACCCCGAGUCCCAUCAGAACAGCACACCAGAUCCCACAGCGGCUUACUCUUCCAUUACGACUGCGAAUUCAAUUUACUCAGAAGUUUCCGUCAAUACUCAACAGAAAGAGGACAAUACAGAGGAAAAUGAGAUUGUUUACCACCUGUACUGCACGAUCCCUGACAAACCAGUUCCCUCAAACGCCGGAGAUCAAGUCUACAGUUUGGUGAAGAUGCACUGACGAGUCUCAAGUCGUGUUUCAUUAUGUACAUUCAUUAUAAAUAAAGUCAUUUAGUCCAAAAGGUCUGUUCAGAAUAAACAUGAAGUACUGUUGGCAAUAUAUAGUGAAUGAGGAUGUGCAAUGCUGUAGCCUUUAAAAAUAUCACAUUCAUCCAAUCAGUGACCCUGACAUCGUAAAUAAGGAGGUUUACCCAAUAUACAGUGCAAAACAGCAGUUUAUAAAUACCCAUUAAUCGUUAACCCAGGUUAAAGUGUGAAACGUGAAGCAAAAUUACCCAGGACUCAGUUUACCCAGGGUUAAGAAUGACCCAGUCUUAACUAUUUCAAGUAUGAAAAGUUUUAAAGAGCAAAAUGAAUAGCUCCUCAAACCUUUUUCAAUGAGAGUAAAACGUUUUUGCAUUGAUUUGUACCUGGUACCACGAAAACGAGCACUAUUUUAUAACAGAGAUGUCAAGGUUAUGCUCAGUUUUGGAUUCAUUUUCCUAGUGUUCAGUUCCUGUUUAGUUCUGCCUUUAUCUUGUUAGUUUUCCUUUGUUCUCAGUUUCCCGCCACUAGUUUGUCACCAUGGUUUUUCAUUAAUGAAUCACCUGUUUGUAUUCAGUUCAUUAUCUUGUAUAUUUAAGCCCAGUUUCUUCUGUUCGUGGUCAGGUGACAUUUUGUGUUCACACUGUUAUGUUAUUCUUGGAUUAUUGCCUUUGAUUUGUUUUAUUGAAGAUAAUUAACCUAUUUUACGCUAUCUUCCUUGUCGUCAUCGUUUGUGGAGCUACCCGUGACAGAGAACAGUUAUAACACAUGGAUUCAAACCUUUAAUGUUAAUUUCCAAAAUGUUGGUUAAAUAAGAUUAAAUGUAUAGCCUAAUAUUUUAUACAUAAAUAAUAUAGUAUUUAAAACUGUAUUUAU
This is a messenger RNA of Pimephales promelas (fathead minnow), 2235 nucleotides long. The record is from RefSeq and is a predicted model, not a curated record. NCBI's taxonomy places the organism in Eukaryota, Metazoa, Chordata, Actinopteri, Cypriniformes, Leuciscidae.